AUGGAUUAUGAUAAAAGUGCAGAUAGCGACAUUGUGGAGAUCCCUGCUCCACCUUUUGAUUUUGAUGAAAAUGACGUGUACAUGUCGUCUCAUGAGCAUCGUUUCCGCCUCUUCAGCUCAGUGGAGUAUGAAGGACAGCUGUACAUGACUGCUCAGAACUUCAUCGAGUCAGUCACCAUGAGUGAACCCCGCAUGAAGAAACCUUGGAGGUCCCUCACCAAACAGGAGUUGGAGAAGAUCUUGUCCGACACUCCACCAGUGUGGAAAGGAACAUCCAAGCUGUUCCGGAACCUUCGGGAACGAGGCAUCAUCGCUUACACUGAGUAUCUCUUUCUGCUCUGCAUUCUGACAAAGCCUCAUGCAGGCUUUAAGAUUGCCUUUAACAUGUUUGAUGCUGACGGUAACCAGAUGGUGGAUAAAGGGGAAUUUCUUGUGUUGCAAGAAAUCUUCCGAAAGAAAAAUGAGAAGAAAGGAAGAAAAGGAGAUGCUGAAAAAUCUGCUCAACUGAGUAUGCAGCUCUAUGGAUAUCAGGUUGUCCCCGUAAACAGCGUGCUAAAAAAAGAGAGUCAGGAGUUUGUGCCCAGGAGCUACUGGGACAUGCUGAGACGUGGCGCGAGCCAAGCCCUGUUUUCUGACCUGGCAGAGCGUGCCGGUGAGAACAUGAUGAUUGACACCACUCUGCUUGUGCACUUCUUUGGCAAGAAGGGGAAGGCGGAGCUAACGUUUGAGGACUUCUACAGAUUCAUGGAUAAUCUGCAAACUGAGAUGUUAGAGAUUGAGUUCCUGACCUAUUCCAAAGGCAUGACCACCAUCAGCGAGGAGGACUUUGCACGAAUCUUGCUGCGCUACACUAACGUAGAGGAUAUUCGCAGCUAUCUGGAGAAUGUGCGCCAGUGCAUACCUGAUGAGAAGAAAGCAGAGGGCAUCACCUUUGAAGAGUUCAGGUCUUUCUUCCAGUUCCUCAAUAACCUUGAAGACUUUGCCAUUGCCAUGCAGAUGUACAACUUUGCCUGUCGUUCCAUUGGACAAGAUGAGUUUGCUCGGGCGGUAUAUGUCGCAACAGGCCUCAAGCUGACCCGCCACCUGGUUAACACCAUCUUCAAGAUAUUUGACGUGGAUCAUGAUGAUCAGCUCAGUUACAAAGAGUUCAUUGGUAUCAUGAAGGACCGGCUGCACCGUGGAGGCAGGGGUUAUAAGGCUGUAGAGCGUUUUACUUCAUUUAAAUCAUGUCUGAAGAAGGAACUGGCAGGCAGCAGGUGAACGGUGUUCAGGAUGUGUCUUUUCUUUCUCAGAAAGAAACUGAUUUGUCUGCUCUGGAAAUGUUUGAGAGAGGUUCCAUCAUGAAAUCUACCUCUUCUUCUUCUGAUUUUGAAACCUUGGGAUUGGGAUGGUGUCCCUGGAUUCAGCGCUCUGCACUGCAUGUUCUAGAAUCUGCACAGCUCUGCGUGAUCAGACUUUAUUCUGUAAUCUGCUCUAAAUCUUGUUUGUUUAUAAGCUGGGAGAUGACAUUUCGGCUGGUACAAGUUCAAUUUGUGUAUGUUUUAAAGUUGCACAUGGGUGUCCUGGAAGGGUAAAGAGAUUUUUAAAUGCAUUUGUAAUGGAAAUGUUUUAAGCAGGGUGAGUUACUCAUUAUGACCUUUUAUUCAUUAUAUUUAUACUAUAUUAUAUUGCAUUGUACAAACAAAGCAAUUAUUAUUAUUAUUAUUUUGUCAUUGUCAGGAUUGUUUAAAUGUACAGAAUCAUACUGUGUGAAAAGGGUAACACUUUAUUGUCAUAAUCAGAAACUGGGUUUGUAAGAGAGUAUGUAGCUCAUGUUGCAUUAAGCCCAAUAAUAAGCAUUGCCUUAAUCUAAAAUUGUUGUUAUUUUUUCUCACACAAUUGAUUUAUUUUUGAACAGGUAUCGCUGUACAAAGAUUGCGCAAGAUUGGUUUGCCAUCUAAGGCAAUUAACAUCAAAGUCUAAGCAUGCUUUUUAAGACUGUACUGCAAUUCAAACACUUAACAAAUACAGACUUGAAAUUCCAUGAAAAUGUUAUACAAGUCAAUAAAGUUGUUUCAGUGUGC
Sinocyclocheilus grahami is the source of this 2063-nucleotide messenger RNA. RefSeq names its product calcium uptake protein 3, mitochondrial-like. The record is from RefSeq and is a predicted model, not a curated record. Gene Ontology annotation, cellular component: uniplex complex. Gene Ontology annotation, molecular function: calcium ion binding. NCBI's taxonomy places the organism in Eukaryota, Metazoa, Chordata, Actinopteri, Cypriniformes, Cyprinidae. Gene Ontology annotation, biological process: calcium import into the mitochondrion; mitochondrial calcium ion homeostasis. The coding region runs from base 1 to 1260 and encodes 419 amino acids. The transcript is spliced from 16 exons.